GGGGCCCUGAAAUUUGAGGGUGAUGGUAGUGACUAGUUGUGGCCCUCAUGCAGGAGCGGAGAGCUUUUUCUGGUUUCUGAAACCUCGAGGGAUAGGAGAGGAUCUGGGCGGGUGGACGGAGGUAGGAAGAUGGAAGAGGGUAGACACCCUUUUUUUAGAAUGGAGAUGGAUCCCGCUUAAGGCAACAAAAAAAGCCUGGUUUAUGUGUCGACGCUUUGUCUGACACCUUUGAGUCCUGACGAGGUUUUAUUGUGACUACUGCGAUACAUACCUCACCCAUGACUCUAUGCAAGUUUGUACUUUACCACCUGCUGAGGUUUAAGGUCUACUGCUUGGAGAAACUAUUGGAGAUUAUUUUCCGACCUUUCCUGUAACUUUGACUAAAAACUGCUUGAUAAGUCGGGCAAAGUGAUGUACCUGUAGUCCCAGCUAUGCAAGAGGAUGAGCCAUCUGUGAGAAAGACACACUGCAGUGGUAGGAAACACAAAGAGAAUGUGAAAGACUACUAUCAGAAAUGGAUGGAAGAGCAGGCUCAGAGCCUGAUUGACAAAACAACGGCUGCAUUUCAACAAGGAAAGAUACCUCCUACUCCAUUCUCUGCUCCUCCUCCUGCAGGGGCGAUGAUACCACCUCCCCCAAGUCUUCCGGGUCCUCCUCGCCCUGGUAUGAUGCCAGCACCCCAUAUGGGGGGCCCUCCCAUGAUGCCAAUGAUGGGCCCUCCUCCUCCUGGGAUGAUGCCGGUGGGACCUGGUUCUCAGCAUGGGCCUCCUGCUCACCUUUCCUACAACUCCGAACAAACGCUUAGUGCUCCUGGAAUGAGGCCACCCAUGGGAGGCCAUAUGCCAAUGAUGCCUGGGCCCCCAAUGAUGAGACCUCCUGCCCGUCCCAUGAUGGUGCCCACUCGGCCUGGAAUGACUCGACCAGACAGAUAAGGAUAGAGGGGAGGCCUCAUUCUGUCAGUUUUAUAUUACCUGUUCGGCUUCACCAGGAGAUCAUGCUGCUGUGAUGCUGGGUUUUCUAAACAGCAUAAGGAAGACUUGCUCCCCUGUCUGAUCAAAGAGAAUAGUUUUGGAGGGGAGAGGUGGGGCAAAAAGAUGCAGUUUUCAUUUGUAUUGGGAAAUGUAAAAAUAAAACUGUCAACUCUUUUAGUUAAAA
Callithrix jacchus (white-tufted-ear marmoset) is the source of this 1155-nucleotide messenger RNA. The record is from RefSeq and is a predicted model, not a curated record. NCBI's taxonomy places the organism in Eukaryota, Metazoa, Chordata, Mammalia, Primates, Cebidae.